GGUCGACCAUAUUGUGACUUCGUGAUAUAGACGACAAAAAUUAUCAGGAUACUGUUUGUUUUUUCUCGACCUUCCCCGCUUUUAACGAGAUCAAAUCCUUUUAUCACUGAUUUAUGAUGGGUGGAUAGUCGAAUUUUAUCCCAAACAUGAGCGAAGCGGCCAAAGAGCGUGUUAUAGCGCUCGGAACUCAGUUCAACACGAUGGAACAUUCUGCUUCAGAAGAUCCAACUCUUGUGACUUUUGAAACGGGUAGUCCGAAAAAAUCCUUUUGGAAAAGAAACACGAGUAAAUUACCAGGAAGUAUAAAACCCGCACAUGGGACUCAAGACUUGUUGUCUUCGAGCGUUUUGCCAAGUGCCAACCAGACUUCCAGCUCUCCAUCACCUCCCCCUGUCAAUCUACAGUCUCCCAAGCCCCCCUCCCCCAUUAGAGCUGUUAAACUGGAAUUUCAAGAUCAAGAAAUACACAAGCUGGAAAAAUUUGGAAAGUUGUUGGCAGGUCCUAACACUGACUUGGAUGCAAUAAGGAAACUAAGUUGGUCAGGGAUCCCAGUCACAGUCCGCCCAACAACAUGGCAGUUGCUCUGUGGAUACUUGCCUGCAAAUAUUGACAGAAGACAAGCAACGUUGGAUCGAAAGCGAGAAGAGUACCAUAAUUUUGUCAAGCAGUAUUAUCCAACGAGAUACGAGGAUACAUAUCAUGACACAUUUAGACAGAUACACAUUGAUAUUCCAAGAACAAAUCCUCUGAUUCCUCUUUUUCAACAACCCUUGGUGCAAGAGAUUUUUGAGAGGAUUUUGUACAUCUGGGCCAUCCGCCAUCCAGCCAGUGGUUAUGUUCAGGGAAUUAAUGAUCUGGUGACACCUUUCUUUGUGGUGUUUUUAUCUGCAUAUGUUGAUGGUGACCUGGAGAACCACGAUGUUAGCGGUCUUUCACAGGACACUUUGGACACAAUAGAAGCAGAUAGCUUUUGGUGCAUGAGCAAGUUGCUCGAUGGAAUACAGGACAAUUACACAUUUGCACAGCCUGGAAUACAAAUGAAGGUCAACGCGCUUAAGGAACUCAUUCAAAGAAUCGAUGAACCUUUGAAUCAUCACUUGGAGAGAAAUAAUGUGGAAUAUUUACAGUUUGCCUUCCGUUGGAUGAAUAAUCUUCUAAUGCGUGAGAUGCCUUUAAGAUGUACAAUACGACUUUGGGAUACUUACCUGGCUGUAGAAAAUGGAUUUGCCUCAUUUCAUCUGUACGUCUGCGCAGCAUUCUUGAAACAGUUUUCAAAAGAUAUUGUUGAUGAAACUGACUUUCAGGGUUUAAUGCUUUUACUACAGAAUCUACCAACAACGAACUGGGACGAUCAACAAAUAAGCCUCCUUUUGGCGGAAGCUUACAGAUUAGAGUACAUGUUUGCGGACGCCCCAAAACAUCUACAGCACCUCUCGUGAGACGAAUGAAUCAAUACAAUAGUUUGGCCGUGUAAAUACAGGGUACAUACUUAGGUAGAACGCAGGAUGCAUUCACAAAAUGGCGGUUAAGUGAUAAGAACCGCCCAGCAGUCUCCAAGACUUCGUUACACUAAAAGGUUUUAAAACCGCCAUCUAGGUUUUUUGCAAGAAUGACAUUGAGACACUGUAAAGUUUAACUGGAUAUAGAAGUGACUUGCUCGAAAUUUUGUUCUCUGAAAGCCUCGAGAAACCAAAUCAGUGAUCUCGAUGGUUUCUUUAAUUUUUCCUUAUCGUCCAUAGCUCUUAAUCUAAAGACUUAGUGACUUUCAGAGCAGCCCGGUGGUAUUUUUACUAUUCUCUCAAAUUCCCGUGCAUUAGCUCGCCUUGCCACGAUUGUAGAAUGCGAAAGGCGUGUUCUUUUAAAUUAGAAAGUAGGGCCAAUUUACAUAGAGAUGAAAAAAUGGUAUAUUUCCUUCUUUGUAACUUUGCUGGUAGGUAUGAUGUCCUGCAAAAUUUCCUUCUCGCCGCAGUAAUCCGUCUUUUGAUAAUUACCAUAUGGCUUAAAAAAAUUAUGUUUUCAACUCGAUGAAUUUCCUAUAGUUGCAGUCCCACGCAUACCCAUAACUGCCGUCAUGAGGCUAUAAUUAUAUUUUUGUACAGUCUGAGUAAGCGCGUUGUACACGAUUUUCGUGCCUGCCUGACCGAUCGGUAUAAAUCGUUGAUCGAGCAUCACUCGUGAAAUUGAUAAUAAUCGAUAGUUUAGUAAGAUCCAGUUGAUGAAAAGUCGGAGGCACAAUUUCCAUGGUCAAUUCGAUUGCCAUCGUUUGUCUUCGGUUACCAUCAACUGCUACCGAUUGCCAUCAAUUAUCUCCGACUGCCAUCGUUUGUCGUCGGAGAUCUUUGAUCACCAUCGUUUGUCUUCGGUGGCCGUCGGCUAUUUUCGAUUGUCGUGGAACCUCUCCGAUCGAUAUCCGUUGUCUUCGGUUAUCUUCGUUUGCAUUCUAUUGUCUUGGACUAUCUUUAAUUCUUAUUGCUUACUUUCGAUUGACCUUGAUUAAUUAACAACUUUUUGGAUCCGACGUUUGAUUUAAGCUGUGUAUCCUGUGCCUCCAAGUGUGAUGACCUUUCUCGUCCUUCAGGUACAUUUCCGACGCCGUCUUAAACCGUUGCAUAUUCGAAGCAGGUUUCCAAGAGAGAGAGGGAAAUCCCUCAGGGUGGCAUAGGUGUAUUAGCUAAGUUUCGAAGAGAAAACAGAUAGAACACUGAGUUUCAUGGCUAAGCGACGUAUUUGGUGAUUGCCCUCUGAACGAGCCGAGUUUGUACGAAGAUCAUCACCCCAUUAGGUUUUUUCGGAAUAUGCUUUCAAGUGAAUUUUCAUUUGAAUCUCUCAACAAUAGCUAUAAAAUGUACAGAAAAUCACUUAUCCGUCUUUGCAUGCCCGACAUCUGUCAACUUGUCUCUUACCUCACCUGGUAAGGAUAUUAUCAACAUUCGACGAUAAAAUUCGCAUCCAAUUGCAGCCCUUUAAAAUCCUCUUUAUAUUCGAUUAAAUCGAAGUAAAUAGAUAAUCUUUAAAAUCUAGAAAUGUUCUUUCACAUUUGUUCAUCAAUUUCGUUGAUCAAUUUUGUUGAUUAGCCUCGACCAAUAUCGAUUUUGAUCGAUUAUGGAUUUAAUCGGCCGGUCAGGCUCGGUUUUCCCGGUGGUUACUGGUAUCGUUUGUUAACUUUCCUCACAUUUUAUUUUAGGCAAGCUGGUAUCCCUUGUGGCUAAGAACAAGUUGAAUAUUUUUAUUUAAAUGGCUUUAACCAUAAAAGGUACUUAGAUUGGAAAUUGUUUAAGAUUGACAAAAGGAAAUUUUGUCGAUGUUCGGCAACAAUAAAAUAUGUUACAGUUUGGAAACAGUA
Messenger RNA from Pocillopora damicornis (cauliflower coral), 3343 nucleotides. RefSeq names its product TBC1 domain family member 22B. Gene Ontology annotation, molecular function: GTPase activator activity. Gene Ontology annotation, biological process: activation of GTPase activity. NCBI's taxonomy places the organism in Eukaryota, Metazoa, Cnidaria, Anthozoa, Scleractinia, Pocilloporidae. The record is from RefSeq and is a predicted model, not a curated record.